This is a messenger RNA of Melanaphis sacchari, 1901 nucleotides long. RefSeq names its product innexin inx7 (gene Inx7). The coding region runs from base 114 to 1280 and encodes 388 amino acids. Gene Ontology annotation, cellular component: gap junction; plasma membrane. Lineage: Eukaryota; Metazoa; Arthropoda; Insecta; Hemiptera; Aphididae. The transcript has a single exon. Gene Ontology annotation, molecular function: gap junction channel activity. The record is from RefSeq and is a predicted model, not a curated record. Gene Ontology annotation, biological process: phototransduction.
CUUGUUUCCUCGUGCCGGUGCGUGCGGCCGCGCUAACGAACGUUUCACGUUUAUUCGCGUUCUCUGUACUCGGCGGAAGGCGGACGGAAACAGUUCCGUAGCCCAAUCUCGCCAUGAUCGGCGUGUUCAGCGCGGUCGUCAGCCAGUCCCGGCUCACCCGGAUCAGGCUGGUGACCAUCGACAACCCGGCGUUCCGCGUCCACUACCGGCUGACGUUCGCCAUACUGCUGGCGUGCACCACGCUGGUGUGCAGUCGCCAGUACAUCGGCGAGCACAUCCGGUGCAUCGCUUCCGGCGUGCCCAUCAACGUCGUCAACACGUUUUGCUUCUUCACCGCCACGUACACGCUGCCGGACACCAACCACUCGGCACACCCGGGGGUCGGUCCCGUGCAGUGGGACUCGCGCUCCGUCCGCCAUUCGUACUACCAGUGGGUGCCGUUCGUGCUGUUCGGACAGGCGCUGCUGUUCUACCUGCCUCACCUCAUGUGGCGCUCGUACGAGGCGGGCACCAUCGCACUGCUCGUCAACGGGUUGCAAAGGCUGUACCUGAAGGCGGACGGUGACCAAGACGUGGCGGUGCCGGGUGCACCGAACAUACCGUCCGAGGCGACCAGGUGGGCCAAAAUGCGAGAGGUCAUGAACCACCUGGACACGGUCACCCGGUUCCGGUUGAACCGCAACUGGGCCGCGGUGCUUAUCGGGUGCGAGGUGAUCAAUCUGGUCAACGUCUUGUUCCAGAUGAAGCUCAUGGACAAAUUCCUGGGCGGCCAGUUCUACGGGUACGGGCUGCAUGCGUUCGACGACGACAGCAAGCUGUUUGAUCGGGUGUUCCCCAAGAUGACCAAGUGCGACUUUCACAAGUUCGGUCCGUCCGGCACCAUGCAGACGCACGACGCCAUGUGUGUGAUGGCGCUCAACAUCAUCAACGAGAAGAUCUACGUCGUCCUGUGGUUCUGGUUCGUGUUCGUCUUGGUGCCCGUCAGCGUGGCCGCGCUCGUGUGGCGUGGCUUCCAGUACGCGCUCCACUCGCGCGAGUCUUUCAAUCGGCUGUUGCUGCGUGAGUCGUCUCCGGGCACCCGCCUCGACCCCGUCGACCUGGCCAUCAUCGCCAGGCAGACCACGUACUCCGACUGGCUGUUCAUGUACUACCUGUCCGGCAACAUGGACGGCGCCGUCUUCCGGGACCUGUUGCACAGCUUCGCCACCGGACUCCGGAAAGAACCGGGUUCGCAAGACAGCGACGACGACGACACGGCGCCGCUGGGCAAGGCCAUCUGAUCGACACCACUGCCAUGUCAACACCACCCCCGCCACGCGCACGACGAUCAUAUAACUUAUAAUUGAAUACGAUACUAUUAAUAUAUAUUUCAUGUACCAUAUAUUAUUAUUAUACGUAAGACGUUGUCCCGCAAAUGUCGAGUCGAUUUUGGCGUUAGUCGAGUCGUUAGGCGUCGUCCCUCGUCUCGUUUUCUCAAAGAACCAGUCGUGUGCACGUGCGCGCCCUCGCGUACGUUUUUCCAUUCUACACCCACUACCCCCUCCCUCACUACAGUCUGUGGUUAGUCUACAUUUUUCAAUGUCAUCUGCGCCCACCACCCCAAAAUUCAUCCUACCCCAUAACCCUUGCCGUAAUCAUUUGGGGAUAAAUUUUAUUACAUACUUAAUGUAACAUAUUAUUAUUAUUAUUUGUAAUGUUACGAUGUUACUGAUGUUUGUCUGACAAUCGUUCUAACCUGCCAAAUUACAUUUUUUUAUUGUAUCCUUGUAAUUUUUUUCGAAUUUAUGCAUUUGAGUUCAAAAUUAAACCAAUAAAAAACUUAUGUCACGUGCGCACGUGUACGGUACGACAAUAGUUGGAAAAAAAAUAGUAAAAUAAUAAUGGCAAUUAAAUUUUUAUCA